CCACCGGAAAGAUCAAGUGGAGCACAGGAUGUGCGCUGGCAAAUGUGAUCGGGUGGAGAGCAGCGACAAUAAUCACCGGUGGAGAUUCAAGCCUUCGGCAGUUUCUAAAAGUGUCGCUUGACAGUUAUAUUUAUAAGCAGUUAAAUUCAGCUUGCCUGUAAUUAAUACGUUAUUUAUGUCCACAUAAAGAAGACUUCCUGGCUACACCAACAACGUUUUUGUUAUUUUGAUCGAAGCUCCCGCUUGCGGCACUUCCUAAAAAACAUCGGGUAGUUCUUAAGUUAGACUGUAAUUCUAGACUGUAAGUCUAAGAAAACCGGACCUAAAAGAGAAAAUAUCUAUUAACCGCAGCAAUGAACUCUGAGGCGGGAAUCUUGAUAGAAACGGUUAACUUUGCUGCGGACAAACAUCGAAAACAGCGGCGCAAAGACCCGGAGGAAACGCCGUACAUCAACCACCCCAUCGGUGUUGCCAGGAUCCUGAGCCAUGAGGGCGGUGUGACAGACGUGGAGGUGCUGCAGGCCGCACUGCUGCACGACACGGUGGAGGACACGGACACCACCCCCACGGAGCUGGAAGCAAAGUUUGGCCCGGUUGUUGCUCGAAUCGUACAGGAAGUCACAGACGACAAAAGCCUGCCGAAGCGGGAGCGGAAGCGGGUGCAGGUGGAGCACGCAGCCCAGUGCAGCCGGCAGGCUAAACUGGUCAAACUGGCAGACAAGCUCUACAACCUGAGGGACCUGAACCGCUGCACUCCUGUGGGCUGGAGCAGCGAACGCGUCCACGAAUAUUUCGUGUGGGCCUCUGAGGUGGUGAGGAACCUGAAAGGAACCAACUCCGUUCUGGAGGAGAAGCUGGCUGAGCUGUUCCAGGAGAGAGGCCUGACUCUCUGAAAGUGUCUGCACCAAAAUGGGAAUCAUUCUGACUACAUCUAAAAUAUUAAAUCUGUUUUCCUUCA
This is a messenger RNA of Oryzias latipes (Japanese medaka), 958 nucleotides long. RefSeq names its product HD domain containing 3 (gene hddc3). Gene Ontology annotation, molecular function: guanosine-3',5'-bis(diphosphate) 3'-diphosphatase activity. The record is from RefSeq and is a predicted model, not a curated record. NCBI's taxonomy places the organism in Eukaryota, Metazoa, Chordata, Actinopteri, Beloniformes, Adrianichthyidae.